AUGGAGGCAGCGCUGCAAGAGCUGCAGCGGAUCGUUGGAGAGCAGGCGGCCCAGAUCCAGAGGCUGACCGAGAGACCAGAAUCUCAAGCUGAGGACCGACGGCUUGAGAGCAUUGUUGACACGAAGAUCCUGAGCAGGAUCGGAGUCUUCUCAGGCGCAGAUGAAGAAUGGAGGCAGUGGUGUUUCGUGUUCGAGUCAACGGCAGGGCUCGUCGACCUAGAGCAGAUCAUGACUCACUGCGAGAACACGGGCGAGACGGAGCUAGGCAAGGCCCUCACGAUCCUCCAGAUGGUGCCAAUGAACAACGGCGCCAUAGGUUGGAAGAGGCUCAAGGACGAGUACGAACCGAAGUCGGGCGGAAGACUGACGGCGAUGCUGAUGGGGGUGCUCAAGCCAGAGUGGGAGACGGCCAUCAGAGGCGGCAUCCGCGCGUGGGAAGCUGCCUGGAAGGAGUGGGAGAAGAGCGUCUCGCUCUACGAGGCCCAGUCCCUGGAGAGAGUCACGGAAGGCACGAGGAUUGCUGUCGUGGUCAGGUGGGCUCCAGAGGACGUGAAGGCCGUGGUCCGCCAAGCCCUGGGGGCGAUCGGCCAGGACUACAACAAGCUGGCCAAGGUCGUCACGGACUACAUCGCCAGUGGCAAGGUCUACGAGACCACGGGACCACCCCACGGCAUCCAGUACGACGGACCCAUGCCCAUGGACGUCGGCAUGGUGAACGAGAAUGGAGACGUUGGCGGCAUCUUCAAGCCACCGAAGGGGUACGGCAAGCAGUCGAGGAAGGACGCUGGCAAGGGUCGGGACUCAGAUCGCGACACCUGCAAGAACUGUGGCAAACGAGGCCAUUGUUCAAGGGAUUGCUGGGCCCCAGGAGGUGGAGCAGCCAACCAGACAAAAGGCAAGGGCAAGGACGCGAAAGGCGGAAAAGGAGGUAAAGAGAGGAAGAAGUGCGACAAGUGCGGAAAGCCAGGUCAUGAGGCCAAGGAGUGCAGGUCACACAUCAAGUGCGACAAGUGCGGGAAGAUGGGCCACAAAGCUUCAGAGUGCAGGUCGACGCCAGAGAAUGCUGAGGUCAAGAGGAUAGUCAACGAGCAGGACGAGCUGUGGGUCAUGGGUGCCGCCGAGAGCGUGAACACCAUCAACGACGACAGCAAGUACGUGUGGGUCUCGAUUGAUAGCGGGUCGGACGCUGACGGGUGCCCCCUCGGCUUUGGUCACUCGAGCGACGACGUCGAGGGCCCCGCCAAGGUGGAGCUGAGGACGGCCACCAACGACGAGAUCCAGGACUACGGCGAGCGGAACGUCGGCACCGCGUUUCUGGACGAGACGGGCCACGAGGUGAUGGCCACGAACCGAUUUCGCAUCGGCGACUUCAGCAAGCUCGUACUCAGCUGUGGCAUCAGAGUCAUGAGAGGAGCAGCCAUUCACUUGGAGACGGGGAACAGCUACAUGGCCCCGCCGAGCGUGAACGGCGUCCAGAGGAAGAUACCCCUGACAAUGAUCGGGAAGAGCUUCUACGCGAGGUGUCGGGUGCUGGAGGACCACCACCAGGACCUCAAGUUGCACCUGCACCACCAGAACCUCAAGCUGCACCUGCACCGCCAGGACCUCAAGUCGUACCUGCACCACCACCACAAGCAGGCAUUGAGAGCUCGCCUGAAGGAGCUCAGGAGGCUUGGGAUUAUCGAUGCGGCCAUCUACGGCACCAAGAAGCAGCUGUGGGAGAGGCUCGUCAAGUGCGAGCACCAGCUAGAUGAGAAUAUGAAGGUCAAGGAGGCCCUCGAGGAGCGUCAACGGCGACUCCAAGAAGGCGUCGAUCCCGAAGUAGCGAGGACACUGAAGAUCCCAGAGAGGCCUGACGCGGAGACCGUACGGCAGCACGAGCUUACUCACGCGAAGUUCGAGCCCUGGUGCCUGGAGUGCGUGUUCGGAAAGGGAGAUGCCGCAUCCCAUCGGGAAGUUCAGUUUCUUACGGACAAGGAGCCAGAGGUGCCCGUCGUGCAGACCGACUACCAUUUCUUGAAGGACGAUGGCGAGGAGACCGAGGACGCGGCCAACCGCUUCUCCACCACGCUGGCCGUCAUCGACUGCGACACGGGUGUUCCUCUACAGCUCAGCUUCCCAGAGAAGGGAGGCAACCACGACUACACUGUGACCUCGAUCGUGAGUUUCCUCAGGAGGCUGGGCGCCACUCAGCUCCGGCUCAGGAGUGACGGAGAGCCGAGCAUUGUCAGCAUAGCAAAUGCGGUGGCGGCCAAGAGACUUAAGUUCGAUGGCUACAAGGUCACAGUGGGGCAGACCCCCAGGUACUCAUCGCAGUCGCUCGGAGCCGUGGGGGCGCAGCAGAAGAUCUUGCAGGGCCAGACCAGAACGAUCCGAGCUGCACCAGAGAAGAUGCUGGGCAUCAAGAUAGGGCCAGGUCAUGUUCUGUGGCCGUGGCUUGUUAGACACGUAGGCUUCAUCACGGAGAUGUUCCACAUCAAGUCAAACGGACGGACUCCUCAUCAAUAUGCUACUGGCACCAGGUACCAUGGCGUCGUCCUGAAGUUCGCAGAGACCGCCAUGUUCAAGCAUCCGAUGUCGUCGAGUGGCCACAUGACAGGAGGCAGACGCAGUCGCAAGUCCAAGUCGAUGUGGGAGAAGGGCGUCUUCCUGGGCAAGACCUACGAGAGCGACGAGUUCCUCACGGGUACGAGCAGCGGGGUGCACUUGGUCAGGACUGUGCGCAGGCUCCCAGAGGAGGACCAAUGCGACCUAGAGCUCGUGGCCAAGAUAGUUGGGGUCCCCUGGGACCGAGGCAUCGGCCAGAUUGGAAGGCCGAAAGGCAAGAGGGUGGUCAUUCUCCCGACUGCCCCACCUGAGAAGAAGCAAGAGGAGACUGAGGUCGACGAGACCAAGGAGGAGAAGGGAGUUCCAGACCCCACGGUGGAGAGAGGAGUUGCCGAGGACGGGAACAGCUACGCGAGUGCCAGGAGUAGGACAGGCAGUGGCUACAUGGACGACGUGGCGCUCCCCACACCGAGGCAAGAGGCAGGCGGAAGCUCGUCAUCACGUCCUGCCCAGCCCACUGGGGAGUCGGAGGUUCCAGAGGUUGAGAUGGGCGCCGUCGGAGGCGUCGACGGCUUCGUGAUGGGCGAGAUCGACCCGAUGCCCGUCAUGGAUCCAGAGAUGGACAUCGACUGGCACGAGGGAGAGUAUGACGUGGACCUCAUCAAGGCAGGCAAGUGCAAGGAUAUCAACACGAUGCAGGAGUUUGGAGUGUUUGAGGCGGUGUCGCCUGAUGAGAUAGAUUCCACGUGGACAAGGUUGUCAACCAAGUGGGUGUACCAGGGGAAGGGUGAAGAGAUUCGCUGUCGCUUCGUUGCCAGGGAGUUCAAGAGCAUGGACCCCGAGCGCGAGGGGCUAUUCACGCCGGCCAGCGAACCCACGACUGGCAGGCUCAUUGACUUCAAGGCGGUGAAGCGAGACCAGCCCACCGUCAUCAUCGACGCUGUCAAUGCCUACUUCCACGCUGAACAAGACAGGCUCGUGGCGGCGGUGCCGCCUCGGGAGUGGAUCGAGGCCGAGGCGAUCAAGGGCAAUACUACGAGGACGAUGUGGAGGAUGAAGAAGAAGCUCUAUGGCGAGAGGGACGCGAGCAGGGGCUUCAGUGACUUCAUGAACCGCACCCUCGUCUCAGAGAUGGAGUUUGAACAAUGUCCUGAUCAGCCAUGCUUCUACCGCCGAGAGCGGGAUUCAGUGGACCUGGAGCUUCAUCAGGAUGACAUCUACGCGACAGCUGAUGACAGCAACCUCCAAGCGUUCACGACGGAGCUCAGCAGCAUGGUCAAGAUCAAGGUGAGCAAGCUACUCAAGGUAGGUGCGAAGUACCAACAUCUGAAAGGAGGGCGAGUGAGAGUCGAGGACGGCAUGUUCUUGACGGGCAACAGGAAGUACGCGUACAAGAUCGUGGAGCUGCUGAACCUCGGCAAGGCGAAGAGCUCGCCCACGCCAAUUGUGACGAAGCUACUGCAGGAGGACUUCGAGCAUCCGCUGAACGCCGAGGAGACCAGUCUCUACAGGCAGUGCGUGGGCAUCGCGAGGUACAUGGUCAACUAUGUCACGGAGGUCACGUUCGCUGUCCACGUGCUGAGCAAGAGGUUGGCCACGCCCACCGACAACGACAUGAAGAGGCUCAAGCAUCUCGGCAGGUACCUACUUGGAGAAGCCGAGUAUUACGCAUCGGUGACAGCAGCCGCCGAGGCAAUCCACCUCCAGAGUGUGAUGGGUUUCCUGGACAUGGACGUGAAGAUCAGGAUCCGCAUAGACUCCACUGCGGGCAAGGCGGUCUGCCACCGCGUUGGAGUGGGAAGGAUCCGCCACCUUGAGGUCCGCACCCUGUGGCUCCAAGCCAAGGUGCGAGACAAGAAGCUGGUGGUGAUCAAGCAGGCUGGGGAGACCAACCUGGCCGACGUGGGUACCAAGGCGCUGACGAGUCAGAGGUUCCACUGGCUGAGAGCACAGCUGGGACGACGGCCGUUGGCUGGCGCGGAUGACAUGGGGGAGAGCACGGCUGUCCGGGUCAACAUCGUGAGCGACACAACGUCCAAGAUGGCGAGGGUCGGCGCGGCCCUGAUCGCUCUCCUGGGCAGCCUGGGCUCGGUGAAAGCGGACGGUGAGUGCGACGUCUACGGCUAUGAGAAGGACAGGAAGGAGAUCGCCCUGCAGGACACCCGUCAAGAGACUGGCGUGCACCUCCAGGGCAUGAUGCUCAUCAUGGUCAUGAUCACUAGCAUGAUCGUAGCAUGCACAGUCGGUGGCUGUGCGGGCUGGUGCAUCGGCUAUUUCAUGAGGCCGAGUUGCACGAGCGAGAGCAGGCAGGAGAAAGAGAAGGUAGAGCUCAACCAGAGGGCCAUCAAGACCAAGAAGCUGAAGGUCGAGUACAGGACCGUCUCGACCCAGAGCCAGGUGACGCACUCCUGGCAUCGGGAGAGACCCCAGCGGAAGGGCUUGAGCGACACCGCAGCAGCGUGUUUUGCCUGCGGCUCGCAGGACCAGAUCCAGAGGCUGACCGAGAAACCAGAAUCUCAAGCUGAGGACCGACGGCUUGAGAGCAUUGUUGUCACGAAGAUCCUGAGCAAUAUAGGAGUCUUCUCAGGCGCAGAUGAAGAAUGGAGGCAGUGGUGUUUCGUGUUCGAGUCAACGGCAGGGCUCGUCGACCUAGAGCAGAUCAUGACUCACUGCGAGAACACGGACGAGACGGAGCUAGGCUGGGCAACUCAAACGGAGAGAGCCCAACUGAGGAUGAAGGUGCUGUAUCACUUGCUGAUCGCUACGACGAGAGGCAAGGCCCUCACGAUCCUCCAGAUGGUGCCAAACAACAACGGUGCCAUAGGUUGGAAGAGGCUCAAGGACGAGUACGAACCGAAGUUGGGCGGAAUACUGACGGCGAUGCUGAUGGGAGUGCUCAAGCCAGAAUGGGAGACGGCCAUCAGAGGCGGCAUCCGCGUGUGGGAAGCUGCCUGGAAGGAGUGGGAGAAGAGCGUCUCGCUCUACGAGGCCCAGCCCCUGGAGAGAGCCACGGAAGGCACGAGGAUUGCUGUCGUGGUCAGGUGGGCUCCAGAGGACGUGAAGGCCGUGGUCCGCCAAGCCCUGGGGGCGAUCGGCCAGGACUACAACAAGCUGGCCAAGGUCGUCACGGACUACAUCGCCAGUGGCAAGGUCUACGAGACCACGGGAGCACCCCGCGGCAUCCAAUACGACGGACCCAUGCCCAUGGACGUCGGCAUGGUGAACGAGAAUGGAGACGUUGGCGGCAUCUUCAAGCCACCGAAGGGGUACGGCAAGCAGUCGAGGAAGGACGCGGGCAAGGGUCGGGACUCAGAUCGCGACACCUGCAAGAACUGUGGCAAACGAGGCCAUUGGUCAAGGGAUUGCUGGGCCCCAGGAGGUGGAGCAACCAACCAGACAAAAGGCAAGGGCAAGGACGCGAAAGGUCAUGAGGCCAAGGAUUGCAGGUCACACAUCAAGUGCGUCAAGUGCGGGAAGAUGGGCCAAAAAGCUUCAGAGUGCAGGUCGAAGCCAGAGAAUGCUGAGGUCAAGAGGAUAGCCAACGAGCAGGACGAGCUGUGGGUCAUGGGUGUCACCGAGAGCGUGAACACCACCAACGACGACAACAAGUACGUGUGGGUCUCGAUUGAUAGCGGGUCGGGCGCUGACGGGUGUCCCCUCGGCUUUGGUCACUCGAGCGACGACGUCGAGGAUCCCGCCAAGGUGGAGCUGAGGACGGCCACCAACGACGAGAUCCAGGACUACGGCGAGCGGAACGUCGGCAUCGCGUUUCUGGACGAGACUGGCCACGACCACCACCAGGACCUCAAGUUGCACCUGCACCACCAGAACCUCAAGCUGCACCUGCACCACCAGAACCUCAAGCCGAGGCUUGGGAUUAUCGAUGCGGCCAUCUACGGCACCAAGAAGCAGCUGUGGGAGAGGCUCGUCAAGUGCGAGCACCAGCUAGAUGAGAAGAUGAAGGUCAAGGAAGCCCUCGAGGAGCGUCAACGGCGACUCCAAGAAGGCGUCGAUCCCGACGUACCGAGGACACUGAAGAUCCCAGAGAGGCCUGGCGCGGAGACCGUACGGCAGCACGGGCUUACUCACGCGAAGUUCGAGCCCUGGUGCCUGGAGUGCGUGUUCGGAAAGGGAGAUGCCGCACCCCAUCGGGGAGUUCAGUUUCUUACGGACAAGGAACCAGAAGUGCCCGUCGUGCAGACCGACUACCAUUUCUUGAAGGACGAUGGCGAGGAGACCGAGGACGCGGUCAACCGCUUCUCCACCACGCUGGCCGUCGUCGACUGCGACACGGGUGUUCCUCUACAGCUCAGCCUCCCAGAGAAGGGAGGCAACCACGACUACACUGUGACCUCGAUCGUGAGUUUCCCCAGGAGGCUGGGCGCCACUCAGCUCAGGCUCAGGAGUGACGGAGAGCCGAGCAUUGUCAGCAUAGCAAAUGCGGUGGCGGCCAAGAGACUCAAGUUCGAUGGCUACAAGGUCACAGUGGAGCAGACCCCCAGGUACUCAUCGCAGUCGCUCGGAGCCGUGGGGGCGCAGCAGAAGAUCUUGCAGGGCCAGACCAGAACGAUCCGAGCUGCACCAGAGAAGAUGCUGGGCAUCAAGAUAGGGCCAGGUCAUGUUCUGUGGCCGUGGCUUGUUAGACACGUAGGCUUCAUCACGGAGAUGUUCCACAUCAAGUCAAACGGACGGACUCCUCAUCAAGAUGCUACUGGCACCAAGUACCAUGGCGUCGUCCUGAAGUUCGCAGAGACCGCCAUGUUCAAGCAUCCGAUGUCGUCGAGUGGCCACAUGACAGGAGGCAGACGCACUCGCAAGUCCAAGCCGAUGUGGGAGAAGGGCGUCUUCCUGGGCAAGACCUACGAGAGCGACGAGUUCCUCAUGGGUACGAGCAGCGGGGUGCACUUGGUCAGGACUGUGCGCAGGCUCCCAGAGGAGGACCAAUGCGACCUAGAGCUCGUGGCCAAGAUAGUUGGGGUCCCCUGGGACCGAGGCAUCGGCCAGAUUGGAAGGCCGAAAGGCAAGAGGGUGGUCAUUCUCCCGACUGCCCCACCUGAGAAGAAGCAAGAGGAGACUGAGGUCGACGAUACCAAGGAGGAGAAGGGAGUUCCAGACCCCACGGUGGAGAGAGGAGUUGCCGAGGACGGGAACAGCUACGCGAGCGCCAGGAGUAGGACAGGCAGUGGCUACAUGGACGACGUGGCGCUCCCCACACCGAGGCAAGAGGCAGGCGGAAGCUCGUCAUCACGUCCUGCCCAGCCCACUGGGGAGUCGGAGGUCCCAGAGGUUGAGAUGGGCACCGUCGGAGGCGUCGACGGCUUCGUGAUGGACGAGAUCGACCCGAUGCCCGUCAUGGAUCCAGAGAUGGACACCGACUGGCACGAGGGAGAGUAUGACGCGGACCUCAUCAAGGCAGGCAAGUGCAAGGAUAUCAACACGAUGCAGGAGUUUGGAGUAUUUGAGGCGGUGUCGCCUGAUGAGAUAGAUUCCACGUGGACAAGGGGCUAUUCACGCCGGCCAGCGAACCACCGACUGGCAGGCUCAUACUUCAAGGCGGUGAAGCGAGACCAGCCCACCGUCAUCAUCGACGCUGUCAAUGCCUACUUCCACGCUGAACAAGACAGGCUGGUGGCGGUGGUGCCGCCCCGGGAGUGGAUCGAGGCCGAGGCGACCAAGGGCAAUACUACGAGGACGAUGUGGAGGAUGAAGAAGAAGCUCUAUGGCGAGAGGGACGCGAGCAGGGGCUUCAGUGACUUCAUGAACCGCACCCUCGUUUCAGAGAUGGAGUUUGAACAAUGUCCUGAUCAGCCAUGCUUCUACCGCCGAGAGCGGGAUUCAGUGGACCUGGAGCUUCAUCAGGAUGACAUCUACGCGACAGCUGAUGACAGCAACCUCCAAGCGUUCACGACGGAGCUCAGCAGCAAGGUCAAGAUCAAGGUGAGCAAGCUACUCAAGGUAGGUGCGAAGUACCAACAUCUGAAAGGAGGGCGAGUGAGAAUCGAGGACGGCACGUUCUUGACGGGCAACAGGAAAUAUGCGGACAAGAUCGUGGAGCUGCUGAACCUCGGCAAGGCGAAGAGCUCGCCCACGCCAAUUGUGACGAAGCUACUGCAGGAGGACUUCGAGCAUCCGCUGAACGCCGAGGAGACCAGUCUCUACAGGCAGUGCGUGGGCAUCGCGAGGUACAUGGUCAACUAUGUCACGGAGGUCACGUUCGCUGUCCACGUGCUGAGCAAGAGGUUGGCCACGCCCACCGACAACGACAUGAAGAGGCUCAAGCAUCUCGGCAGGUACCUACUUGGAGUUCGAGACAACGCGCUGUUCUUUCCCAGAGCUGGAGAGACAGCUGGAGACACCAUAGACAGAAAGAGUAUUUCUUGUGGGGUGUUGCGCUGCGGUGGCUGUACGCUUCUCGAGUACUCGCGCGGUCAAUGUACCCAAGCGCUGAGCUCAGGCGAAGCCGAGUAUUACGCAUCGGUGGCAGCAGCCGCCGAGGCAAUCCACCUCCAGAGUGUGAUGGGUUUCCUGGACAUGGACGUGCAGAUCAGGAUCCGCAUAGACUCCUCUGCGGGCAAGGCGGUCUGCCACCGCGUUGGAGUGGGAAGGAUCCGCCACCUUGAGGUCCGCACCCUGUGGCUCCAAGCCAAGGUGCGAGACAAGAAGCUGGUGGUGAUCAAGCAGGCUGGGGAGACCAACCUGGCCGACGUGGGUACCAAGGCGCUGACGAGUCAGAGGUUCCACUGGCUGAGAGCACAGCUGGGACGACGGCCGUUGGCUGGCGCGGAUGACAUGGAGGAGAGCACGGCUGUUCUGGUCAACAUCGUGAGCGACACAACGUCCAAGAUGGCGAGGGUCGGCGCGGCCCUGAUCGCUCUCCUGGACAGCCUGGGCUCGGUGAAAGCGGACGGUGAGUGCGACGUCUACGGCUAUGAGAAGGACAGGAAGGAGAUCGCCCUGCAGGACACCCGUCAAGAGACUGGCGUGCACCUCCAGGGCAUGAUGCUCAUCAUGGUCAUGAUCACUAUCAUGAUCGUAGCAUGCACAGUCGGUGGCUGUGCGGGCUGGUGCAUCGGCUAUUUCAUGAGGCCGAGUUGCACGAGCGAGAGCAGGCAGGAGAAAGAGAAGGUAGAGCUCAACCAGAGGGCCAUCAAGACCAAGAAGCUGAAGGUCGAGUACAGGACCGUCUCGACCCAGAGCCAGCGGAAGGGCUUGAGCGACACCGCAGCAGCGCGUUUUGCCUGCGGCUCGCAGGACCAGGUUUUCCUUGAUUUUGUGCACGGUUUCCUCGUUGAGCGGUCUGAUCAGCCGCCUCGUUGA
This is a messenger RNA of Prorocentrum cordatum, 9864 nucleotides long. Lineage: Eukaryota; Dinophyceae; Prorocentrales; Prorocentraceae. The record is from the annotation of a GenBank genome assembly.